CGCACCAAGGAUAUGUAUGCGAAAGCAUGCGACUCAAAUCGGAGGGAUGUCUUGUGAGCUCCUUGCGUGCAAGCACGAUGCAGAUCUGGGUCUGGGAGGACGCUGCGCGCCGAAUCAAAUCUGAUUCAACCGAGGAGGGCACUAGACGACCGGCGACGAGUUAAUGGACUGCGGCUAGACGCCAAAGAAGCGAGGUGGCCGCAAUGGGAUGUCUGACAGGCCCGGGUAUAAUCGACAGCGAACGGACAGGUACAGCGCGGCUAUCGACCUCAAGAGCAAGCACCGCGGGGAUCUCCAGUUACGGGCAGCUGUUCCCCUCUCUUUCUCAGGCCAAGAAAUAUUAAACACAACGACGUUGACUGCACCGACCAGGCGGCUGCAGGGGUGGCAGACAAAAUUUGAUGAGCGACAGCCAAUGCCCGGUGGAGGGAAGGUUUGCAGCGAAGCAGGUGGGAGAAAAAUAAGAGGAGGUUUGUUUCGAGAGCGUUUUGGUCCCGCGCUUGGGAGUUCGGAUGGUCGAAGGCAAAACUGGGGAUGCUAAAUUUAGCAACGAGGGCAGGGCCAAAAAAGCGCCACUCUGAGAGACGGCGACUACCGAACCCAAUGACAGACGGGGGAGGCAGAAAGAGGGGAGGCAGGGAAGGGAGG
This is a messenger RNA of Aspergillus welwitschiae, 648 nucleotides long. RefSeq lists its product as uncharacterized. The transcript has a single exon. NCBI's taxonomy places the organism in Eukaryota, Fungi, Ascomycota, Eurotiomycetes, Eurotiales, Aspergillaceae. The record is from RefSeq and is a predicted model, not a curated record. Bases 209 to 541 code for a protein of 110 amino acids.